Hibiscus syriacus is the source of this 915-nucleotide messenger RNA. RefSeq names its product ethylene-responsive transcription factor 4-like. NCBI's taxonomy places the organism in Eukaryota, Viridiplantae, Streptophyta, Magnoliopsida, Malvales, Malvaceae. Gene Ontology annotation, molecular function: DNA-binding transcription factor activity; DNA binding. The record is from RefSeq and is a predicted model, not a curated record. The transcript has a single exon. Gene Ontology annotation, biological process: regulation of DNA-templated transcription. Bases 135 to 833 code for a protein of 232 amino acids.
UUAAUUCCUCGCCGAUUUCUAUUUCCCCCCUAUAAAAUACCUCACCGCUCACUUGUUUCCUCCUCCCUUUCCUCCCAACCCCACACCAUUUCCAGCAUUAAAAAAAAAUAAUAAUACAAAUACAGCGUCGCGAUAUGGCGCCGAGGGAUAAAACGGCGGCUGUCAAUGGUCCCGGAAAGGAACAUUUUAGAGGUGUGAGGAAGCGACCGUGGGGCCAUUACGCCGCGGAGAUCAGAGAUCCGGGGAAGAAAAGUCGUGUUUGGCUUGGUACUUUCGAUACGGCGGAGGAAGCGGCGAGAGCCUACGACGCCGCCGCUCGGGAAUUUCGCGGCGCUAAGGCUAAGACUAAUUUCCCGAAUCCUUGCGAAAUCAUGAAUAAUGGUAAUACAAUCAAUAUCAAUAACCAGAGUCCAAGCCAAGGUAGUACCGUGGAGUCGUCGAGUCGUGACCCGGCACUCGUGAUCAAUUCAUCACCGUUAGAUCUCAAACUCGGACGCGGGGCGGAUUCCGGCUUCGGAUCUCACGCCUUUAGGUUUCCUUUCCAGAAAGUUUCGCCAAUGGCCGGCGUUUUUACCGCCGCCGGAGUUCCGGUUGUCGCGAGUCCUCAAGUUUUUUACCUUGAUGCUUUCGUUCGUCCUGCUUUAGUGAAAGGGCAACAGUAUCAACUGAUGAGGUUCGAUCAUAGGGAUUCUAAUGCGACGUCGUUUAACGACGGGGUACAAAGCGACUCCGAUUCCCCAUCCGUCGUUGAUUUGAACCACAACGACGUCAAUCCUCCACGUCCGCUUCUCAACAUCGAUCUCAACCAACCUGCUCUUCCGGAAAUCAUCUGAUUGUUUUUUUUCGUCGAUCAUAAUACCGGAUAAGCAUUUUUUUUAAAUCAUUUUUAAUUUAUUUCUCUUAAAUUUUAUCCCA